AUGGAUGAGCAAACGGUAGUCCAUGCCGUUCCUCACGGACUUGGCCCGUCAAAUACACCGCGCGCAUUUACGGAACAACAGAUGGACGCUGCGGCUAAAGCGGUUCAGUUUGACGAAAAUGAGGUCCUAGAUCAGGAACAUCAGCAGCUUGAGUUAACUCUCGAUCGCAUUUCGUGCUCGCUGGAACCCCCAAGCAGCCUGUUAGAUCGAGUUCCUUUUUAUUCCAAGAGGCGUCGAGCUGACUGGAAAACGUUGUGUAAAACGGGAGGGUUUAAACGCGUAGACGCAUUGCCUGCGGAGCGCGUACUUCACGAUGUCUCAGCUGUAUGCCGAUCAGGGUCACUGGUGGCCAUUAUGGGACCCAGUGGCUGCGGGAAAACAACAUUGAUGAACAUCAUGAGCGGAACCACUGGUAUCCCUCACACUGGUCGCGUUUGUUUGAAUGGACGUCGGCGGACGAAAGCGUUUGACCGGGUGCACGAUGUCUUCGAUGGGAAUGAAAAAGUAAUUGAAUGUCUACAGUUUUCAUAUCGCCUCCGCAAAGCGAUUCCGCGUGAAUGGGGGCCGGAGAAGAGGCGCGAAAAAGAACACGAAGCUGUGCAGCGUGCCCUUCAUAUUUUGGGCCUUGACGGCGUGCAGCGAAGUCGCGUGGGCAGCGCUACACAGAGUGGGAUAUCUGGAGGCCAGAAACGGCGGCUGGCGCUUGGUAUAGGCUUGAUGAGUGAUGCUAAGAUCUUGCUGUGCGACGAACCCACCACUGGCCUCUCAGCGGCAGAUGCGCAAAUGGUCGUUGGCGCCCUCCGCCGGCUCAGCGUGGAAUGCGGCAUGGCGAUUGUGGCAGUUGUUCAUCAGCCUUCUCACACCAUUCUGGGAUGUUUCGACCACCUGUUGCUGCUAAGCUACGAAGGCCGAUGUGUCUAUAACGGUCGUGUAGACGCGGCACUCGAAUACUUCAAUGCCUUGGGCUUCCCCUGCCCUGUUCAUCAGAACCCUGCAGACUUUUACCUGGACCUUGUCUCUCAAAGUGGAAAGCACGCUAGUGAACUUGCGGAUAUCUAUGAUGAACUGAUGAAACCACUAGUCGAAGCUAGAGUUCGCCACGCUCACGAACAUCCUCCUCCAGCCAUGGACGAGAUUGUUGAAGACGUGGAAACUGCCGGCCCAUGCAUUCAGUUUCUUGAGGUAACGAAGCGUGCCUUUCGCCUGUGGCUGCGGGAUCAUACCACGCUGGGUGCGAUUAUGGGCGACGCUGUUGUGCAAGGAUUGGUGAUUGGAGGAGUUUUCUUCGAUGUCCAGAACCGUGCAUCAGUAUAUUAUCAGCUUUCGGCGCUCUUCUUAAUGAUUUUAAGCCUUAUAUCGACUGCGCUGUGGACGGUGCCGCUCUAUGUACAACAAAAGGCACAAUAUCGAAUAGAGAUUAGUGACGGCUACUACUCUCCCAUCCCAUAUAUGCUUGGCACAUCCCUGGUCGCCAAUUUCUUUGUCUUGUUGGGUGAUGCAGUGCUUGUCACUAUUAUGUGGUUGUUAUUUCGUUUCCCCUUUGUACCAUUGCUCGUAUCCUAUUUUGUUGGCUCGUUGGGAUUUGUUAUUUGCGAUGUAAUGACGGCUAUCUGCUCCCUGGCCAGUAAAUCGUUUGCGGAGGCAAAUGCAUCUUCGACGCUGAUGCUCAUACUACUGAUGUUUGUCAACGGCUUCACAACGAAUCCUGCAUCGCUUGCCGCCGGAAUCGGCUGGAUUGCAUACUUUAGCCCAUUCUUUCUUGUUUUCGAAGCGCUAACCAUCUGUAUUCUGGAGUCACACGAUUUUCAGCACGAUCCCUCAGCAACAAGCGGCAAUUUACCACUACGUAGCAAGGAGGAAGUAUACCAUACAUUCGGCAUUGCUGGGAGGGCCUACGGCCACACGGGCAGCGCUAUCCAAUGGCUAUGGUCGGUCGAUGUUUUGCUCCUGCUAGUGCAAAUGGUGAUCUUGAAGUGCCUCGUUUUCACCUUGCAGGCGACUGUUUUUUCACCGAAGCGCUAUAGAUCUGAACCAGGGAGUACGCGCCGAAUCAGCCGUCCGUUUUUGCUCAAGUGGAUAGCAAAGCUUGGACGCGAGUGA
Messenger RNA from Cyclospora cayetanensis, 2100 nucleotides. RefSeq lists its product as uncharacterized. NCBI's taxonomy places the organism in Eukaryota, Apicomplexa, Conoidasida, Eucoccidiorida, Eimeriidae. Bases 1 to 2100 code for a protein of 699 amino acids. Gene Ontology annotation, molecular function: ATP binding; ATP hydrolysis activity; ABC-type transporter activity. The transcript has 7 exons. Gene Ontology annotation, cellular component: membrane. The record is from RefSeq and is a predicted model, not a curated record.